Messenger RNA from Strigops habroptila (Kakapo), 883 nucleotides. RefSeq lists its product as uncharacterized. The transcript is spliced from 4 exons. Lineage: Eukaryota; Metazoa; Chordata; Aves; Psittaciformes; Psittacidae. The coding region runs from base 242 to 853 and encodes 203 amino acids. The record is from RefSeq and is a predicted model, not a curated record.
UCCCCAGCUCCCUCUUUCCCUCCGGCUCCUCUCCACCCUUCCCUCCCGCCCCGCUCUUGGCAGGGCGCCCCGGCUCUCGGCGCCGGCUCAGGCACCCCCCGAAGCCCUUCGCCCCACAGUCCCCCCGACCCUCCUUCUCCUCUUGUCUUUCCCCCCCAGGUUUGGGGUGGGUUUUCCACUCUGGAUGCCAACCACCCCUUGACCUGUCCCCAGGCCGUGGCAGCGGGACCAAGUGUUGACGAUGCCACCCAACCCCAUCCCAAAACCACCCCACAUCCCACCGGCGCUGAGGACCAUCGCGGAUGCCGACUACUUACUGUCUUCUUCUCCUUGCCCGCGGGUUGGGGUCAUACGGGGCCGAUCCAACUCUGGAGCUCCAAAUCCAGACCCCAGCAGAAACUUCCUACUGCCCUUGCCCACUCCUUCGCCUCCCCUUAUAUACGAUGCGCUGGCGGGGAGAGCCCUCUCCCUCCUCACCAUCCUGCUCCCCUCUCCCCCCUCCUGGCACACUUCCACGGCCGUUUCCACAUUUGAAGGAGCCACGUUGGUUGGAAAAAGCAAAAGCUCCUUGACAAUAAUCCAUAAUCGACCAUGCAAUUUGAGAGGCUCUGCAAUUCAAUGCAGAGAGGAGAAGAAAACCCACCCAAGGAGGAGUUCUGUGCAUACACACACAGACACACAUGCACACGCAUGCAGACGGGGACACGCGUGCGCGCGCCGGGAGCAGCUGGCCCUGUAUCCACGCAUCCGAGACACGUUGCAGGGAGAAGACGACUCCAAUCCUGCCUCGGCGACUCGCAAGCCCUUGGCCAGGCUCCAGCCUGAAGAUGUGUCUUUAAUUUUUGCAGCAUGACAGAAAAGAAAAGAAUGUCAUCGGGGUUUU